Molecule: messenger RNA, 824 nt
Organism: Corylus avellana
Lineage: Eukaryota; Viridiplantae; Streptophyta; Magnoliopsida; Fagales; Betulaceae
Product: large ribosomal subunit protein uL11
Biological process (GO): translation
Cellular component (GO): cytosolic large ribosomal subunit; ribosome
Molecular function (GO): large ribosomal subunit rRNA binding; structural constituent of ribosome
Source: RefSeq, a predicted model, not a curated record
ACUCGCGUGAGAAAGAAAAAAAAAAAUCCCAAAAAAAAGAAAGAAAAGAAAACCCCAAAACCCUAGCUUUAUAAAACCUCAGUGACGAUCCUCAGUCUCAUUUCUCCUUCUUUUUCCUAAUUUGCAUAAACCCACCAUGCCGCCGAAAUUCGACCCCUCCCAAGUGGUGGACGUGUACGUCCGAGUGACCGGCGGAGAGGUCGGCGCGGCCAGUUCGCUCGCCCCGAAGAUCGGUCCGCUUGGGCUCUCCCCGAAGAAGAUUGGAGAGGACAUAGCCAAGGAGACGGCCAAGGACUGGAAGGGCCUGCGCGUGACCGUGAAGCUGACGGUCCAGAAUCGUCAGGCCAAGGUCUCAGUGGUGCCUUCCGCCGCCGCGCUGGUGAUCAAGGCCCUCAAGGAGCCCGAGCGCGACCGCAAGAAGACCAAGAACAUCAAGCACAGCGGGAACAUCUCCCUCGACGACGUCAUCGAGAUCGCCAAGGUCAUGAGCCCCCGCUCCAUGGCCAAGGACCUCUCCGGCACCGUCAAGGAGAUUCUCGGCACCUGCGUCUCCGUCGGAUGCACCGUCGACGGCAAGGACCCCAAGGACUUGCAGUCCGAGAUCACCGACGGCGACGUCGAGAUCCCCCUCGACUGAGGUUUGUUUUUUCAUUGCUUCGUUGUUAGUGUUUGCGGUCGAUUUUGGUUAUGAGAGAACUCCAUUGGAACUUUGGUUGUCUUUUUUUUUUUUUUUAAAUUUCAGCGUUUAUUAUUUAGUUUUGUAUCGUGGAUUUAGUAGAAGGUUAUAUUUAAAUCUGUACGGGUCGAAAAUGUUAGUUUUUGCA